Molecule: messenger RNA, 462 nt
Organism: Meloidogyne enterolobii
Lineage: Eukaryota; Metazoa; Nematoda; Chromadorea; Rhabditida; Meloidogynidae
Source: the annotation of a GenBank genome assembly
AUGAGUUACACAUCUCGUUAUAAUAAUAAAGGAAGUGGAAAUUAUCGUGCUUCUUCAUAUCAAAGGGAAUAUUCUCCGAUAAACUCUAAUAAUUAUUAUAAUGCUUCUCAAAGAUAUUCAAGUUCUGAUCUUUACUCUUCUACCAAAAAUUAUAACAGGCCAGGAAGUAGCAGUCCUCGAUAUAUCCCUCCUUCAACAAUAACUUCAAAUAUAAAUUAUGGAAUACCCAAAAGAAGUGCAAGUUAUGCUUGUGGAAUUUCUAUAGGAGGAAAUUUAAAUGAAUUAAGACCAAGAAUUGGUUCUGAUAUUUCUAAUAAAAGAAUUGGGGUUAAAGAUGUUAUUAAUAGAAUUGAAAGUAACUACAAAAUUUCUCCAUAUCGAACAAGUCAAUCACCCAAUUCUACAUUAAAUGCCUAUAAUUAUUCAAACGUAUAUGAGACAAAAUUAUUAAAAAGUAAAUAA